This is a messenger RNA of Polyodon spathula (Mississippi paddlefish), 9442 nucleotides long. RefSeq names its product genetic suppressor element 1-like. Gene Ontology annotation, cellular component: chromosome, centromeric region. The coding region runs from base 663 to 6830 and encodes 2055 amino acids. Lineage: Eukaryota; Metazoa; Chordata; Actinopteri; Acipenseriformes; Polyodontidae. Gene Ontology annotation, molecular function: DNA binding; chromatin binding. The record is from RefSeq and is a predicted model, not a curated record. The transcript is spliced from 16 exons.
AGGUCAAAAUUAUUCAAACGUAAUUAAACUUGUUUAGCUUAAAGAUGUAUUUAUUUUAUGUUUUUUAAAUGUUUAAAUAAAACGUUUGGAAAAAGCCUGUUGCUCAGGUGAGGGGAAAGGUUUCUGUAUCACACCUCCACUACAGAACAGCUGGCCAUGAUUUUUAAGUAUUGGAAAAGAUUGUGAUACUAGAUAGUCAGACUGCUUAUUUUAUGAUCAGCGUGGUUUCUGGCUGCUGGGAGUUGCAUUGUGGGUCCCUGAAAUGGAUCCAGUAAAUUGGAGAUGGCGCUGCGUACAGUGUGAGUGAGUUAGAAGGCAAAGUUUGGGGAGCACGGGAAAGUUAGCUGGAGGCGAAGCGAGCUGCGAUUCGCAUUCCAAAUAUUUCCAACAUAAAUGGAAUUUGGACACUACUAUCCGGAGGACAAGAACAGAAACAUAUUACAACAUUCCCUGUCAUAACUUGCGAAUUGUAUUAUUCUGGAAAACGCAGUUGUCUUGAUAAAUCCUAUCAGUGAUUGCUGCUACAUGGGUUAAAUUGGGAAUCACUUAGGACUGCUGCGGGACAUUUGUGCAGUUUUUUUUUUUUUUUUUUUGUAAACCCACAUUAACUAUAUUUAAAAUGAAACACAGACUGGGAAAACACCUCCGAUUUGAAUGAAAGAAUGAACGACCCCCGAGUUGAUAAAGAAUUUACACCGAUCUCCAGAAAACACCGACUCAUGGCUGCAGUUCUGCCUGAGGAAGAGAGCGUUUUGCCCGGUAACAGUUCCAGAUCCGACCGUAAUGGCAUUGGGAUAGUUUAUUGCUUCGUUUGUGGUGGGGGUGUUACGCCUGGAAAAGAACUGAAACUUCAAAUUAAUUACCAGAGAGAAAACGUUCCAUUUUUCCCGUUUUUGCAGCACCAGGAGCCAGCGCCGGGGGCUGAAGAAGUGACCCCAGAUGGAUGUGUCACAGUAUGCGCCGUGUGUCAAAGUUUUCUCGGGGAGCAGUGGAACUCCUUUGAAAGAACCAGGACCCCUAUAGAAAAGCGAAUGUACUGGCUGAAAAGACCCUAUCAGUGUGACUCAAGAAGAAUUCCCCAGGAAUGGAACAUCUCCUACGACCUGGAAAGAAGGAUGAGCGUGAGUAGCCAAAAUUGUGACGCACAUGAUUCGGAAUUUUCAUCCCUUUCUGAUAACGAGAAUAUGUCCGAUCAAGAGCUUGAUUUUGUUGACAGACCAGUCACGCAUAAAGAAAAGUCCACCAGAAUCCCCACUAGCAACAAAAAUUCUAAAGAAAGACUUGCAAAAUAUAACGACAUAAAAAGCUGCCAUGAUUCUCCGAUGGGAACCCGGUACCUUGUUAGUGGUUACGCCGCCCAGGACGCACAGAAAUCGGAUAAUGUUCUUCAGCCGGGCCGUUCUGUGCAAAGUAUGAAUCACGCAGCUCAAUCGUCUGUAUCGUUGGCUCAGUUACAGGAAUUCCUUCCACAGCGGUCCUAUGACACCCCUUAUGCCGAGACACCUGCGCAAGACAACGGAAUCAUUAUACGCAACAAGCAGUGGCUACCAGAGGAGAAUGCCAAGCAUCCAGACUCUCGCCAGCAUGCUGUCUAUAGCAGCUGUAGUACUCGGGAUCCCCUUGUUCCGUUGCAAAGUCGUAAAGCAGCAGAUGUUGCAGAUGCAGCCGCAUCGUUAUCACCUGUAGGCGCCUUGAACAUUUCAGACCGCGGCAAUGUUGACAACCUGUUCAAACACAGUGACAGCAGCCAUAGUAACCACGGGGGUGGCUGUUCUGACUCAGACAAUGAAAUAAACAUAACCAGCGAUAAUGACCAAGAAAAUGUGCUUGAUAUCGCAAGCAGCAGGGAGCAUGUAAUAAAGCUCGACAGGCAGAUCAGGGAGACUGGCAGUGUAAUAGCAAAGUCCCUGAGUAACAGCCCUGCAGAGGAGUGUGCAUGCUAUAUCUGUGGAAGUAAACUAUCCCAAAAUAACCAGCAUAAAGUGUACGUGCAAAAACAGGAGAGCAUCUCAAACCAGCCCUUUUUCCCCUUUCUGUGGCUCCACAGCCCGCCCCCAGGGGCCUUGCCUCUCAGCCCAGGUGGGUGCACUCUGGUAUGCGCUUGCUGCCAUUCCUCCCUCAUGCAGCAGUGGCAGGGCUUUGAGUUGGCUAAUGUGCCAGUUCUGCAACGCCUAUAUGUGGUCCCCUUGAACGCUGGCACUUCAGUUUUGGCCCCCAGAGACAGCAUGAACCACAAGCUAGAGAAAGCCACGGCACGUGAAGCUUGCUACCUGUGUGGCGAAGACUGCUGCAGAGAUCUUAUAGUGACCUGUUCCAAGGUUUUCAAUGGCAAUCCAAGGAGUACCAUGCACUUUCCCUUCAUAAAUCUACUGCCAUGCCCUCCCAAUGCCAAAGCUGUUAAUAACGGGAAAGUACACUGCUGUCAGACAUGCUUUAGCAUUUUAGAGGAUAUAUGGGUUACCUACAAAGCAUGUCUAAGUGAGGAGCUUAUCACCUCCGUUAAUAGCUUUUUGAGUCGGUAUCACCAGGCUGUCACUGGGGCAGUAACCCACUCAAGCAGCCUGAGCCACCAGUCUCCCAGAAUGGGCCACACCUCAGUUUGUUACCUGUGCGGGGUAGAGCUACCAGCAGGAAGGGAGUUUCAGCUGAGUGUGAACCCACCGGGCCGGUGUGGAGAGAGGGAACCUUUCUUCCCCUUUUUGACUGUCCAUCCUCCCGCACCCAGGUCCAAACCUUCUGAUUCCACUGGCCUGGUGUCCACCUGUGUGCUGUGUUACCACGACCUGUUAGGCCAAUGGGUUCAGCAUGAAGGCCGAGGCAGCCAACCAACCAGCAGCCCAUGGUCUAGGCAGUACGGCGUGGACACUUUUGUGUGCUUCUUCUGCAGACAGGAGAAGAAAAGAUGCCUGGGCUUAAAAGCGGUGCAAGUUGCACGACUGCCUGUGUUUCUGUACGCCCCUCGGGUGAGCAACACUCUGGUGGUGGAUGAUGGGAAAACAUUGACCAUUGGGUCUUGUGUGGAUUGUAAAGCUGUGGUACUGGCUGGCCAAAACAUGAAGCAAAACUGCCUAUUGGACAGCGUCUCUCCUCCUGGGAAACACAAGCCUUCCUUCUCUGCCCUCGAGGUGGCGUCGGUGAACAGGAAGCUCCCUGAGGCGGGUGUGUUCAACCCAGUGGGAGAGCCCAGUGAAGGCACGAGGCCUGGGAGGUCAGGGGUCAACGUGGAUGCUCCCCCUCCCAUCACUUUGGAUGCAGAGACCGCCGAUCACCAGCGUACAAGCAUGAGCCAUGAGCCAAAGUCACCUUCAUUAGGAAUGAUCUCAACAGCGACUCGGACCACUGCCACAGUGAGCCCCCUGACCCCGUCCCCUCUCAGCGGCUCCAUUGUGCCCAAUGGCAGCCCUGCCGCCAACAACACUCUGUCCGUCCAGUCGGCGCAUUCCUCCAGCUUUGCUGCCGCGCUCCGCAAGCUCGCCAAACAAGCCGAAGAGCCAAGAGGGUCGUCGAUUAGCAGUGAGUCUUCCCCGGUCUCGUCUCCGGCCACCAAUCACAGCUCACCAGCCAGCACGCCCAAGCGGGGACCCAUGGGUCCCAUCAUCGUUCCCCAGGGGUGCCACAGCGUGCCAAGCACCCCUCCCGUGGUCACCAUCGCACCUACCAAAACCGUCAACGGCCUCUGGAGGAGCGAAGGCCGACAGACGGAGUCAGGGUCUCGGGGAAGCAGCCGGGAUCGUCUAGGCCCAGAGCACGCCCAGCAGCAGGAGAAAGUGGGCUCCUCGGUUCCAGCCCACCUCCUCGGGAACCCGUACGCCUUUGGACUGAACCCCAACUCUGUCGUUCAUGACACACGCUUCCAGCCUCUCAACCUCCCUCGGCAGGUUCAUCAUGUGGUCCCCCCUGCUAGUGUCCCGGAGGAUUACCUCCGCGGCUUCAGACCCUACCCCACACCCGAGGACCUCAGGAUGUCAUCGAUACCAUCCCUGGGCUUGGAUCCUGCCACUGCUGCUGCCUACUACCACCCCAGCUAUCUCACCCACCCACCCUUCUCUGCAUAUAGGAUGGACGACUCAUUCUGCCUGUCAGCCCUGAGGUCUCCCUUCUACCCAAUGCCGGUGGCAGGCUCCAUGCCCCCCAUGCACCCCUCAGCAGUCCACAUGCACCUGCCUGGAGUGAGAUACCCUGGAGAACUGUCCCACUCCUCCCUGUCUGCACUGCAGUCCGAGCGCAUCUCUGAGAGGCUCCAGAUGGAGGACGAGCUGCGGCAGCGUGAGAGGGAGCGUGAGAGAGAACGGGAGAGGGAGCGGGAGAAGGAGAGAGAGCGUGAGGUGGAGCGGGAGAAGGAGAGAGAGCGAGAGCGUGAGAGGGAGAGAGAGAAGGAGCUGGAGAGAGAGCGGGAGAAGGAGAGGGAGCGAGAGAGGGAGCGUGAGAGGGAGAAGGAGCGGGCUCGGGAGAAGGAGCUGCAGGCCUCCAAAGCCCUUGAGAACCACUACCUGGCUGAGCUGCACGCUCUGCGGGGUCAGCCAGCCGAGGACCGAGCCAAACCGGCAGAAAGACUGACGCCAAACCGACCCGAUAAAGCCAAGGAGCCUGCACUGCUUGCACCCAAGCCAGUGCAGCCAGGUCUCCACCCGGCGCCCAUCCCAUCGUCCCACCUCUCCGUGCCCAGCCUCAUCUCCAGCCACAGCGGCUUCCUGCCACACUCCGGGGUACCAGGACUGGUAGGUGGUCCCACGGGAUCCCUGGCAACGGCCUUGCUCCUGCAACGCACCAACGAGGAGGAGAAGUGGCUGGCCAGGCAGAGGAAGAUGCGGCAGGAGAAGGAGGACCGCCAGUUCCAGGUGUCAGAGUUCCGCCAGCAGGUCCUGGAGCAGCACCUAGACAUUGGGAGACCACCCGAGGGGGACCCGUGGAGUGAUGGCCACCGACCUGUCCAUGAGUCAAUGAUGCGGGAACACCUUCAGCAUCUGGGGGCCCCACCGCCUCUCAUCUCCCCCAAACCCCAGCACCCCCCUCCCUCCACCACGCUGUGGAAUCCUGCCUCCUUCGUCGACAGCAACCCUGAGCCUCGUCGGGCGCACGAGCCCUUGCAUCCUGGUCACUAUGAGCACGCCCGGCAGGCCCUGUCCCUGGUGAAGGGGGAGAGGCUCUACAGCUCUGAGAAGCUAGACGAGAGUGCCAAGAAGAAGGAGAUGACAGAGAAGUACCAGCCCGUCCGGGGGCCAAGUGCCCAUGAGCAGGGUGGGCAUUCCUAUGGCACCUUCUUAGCAGAGCUGGAGAAAUCAGCACAGACCAUCCUGAACCAGCAGAGGGCAUCUCUGUCGCUGCCCAGCCAGUACAGUGAGCUGAGUGCCUCACAUAAGGCCAGCUCCUCUCCCUACAGGAACCACCAGGGGGUGCCACGAGCACCUGACCCCAUGCUGGUGUACGAUGAGUUCCUGCAGCAGCAACGCAGGUUGGUCAGCAAGCUAGACCUGGAGGAGAGGAGGAGGAGAGAGGCCAGGGAGAAAGGCUAUUACUACGACUUGGAUGACUCCUAUGAUGAAAGCGAUGAGGAGGAGGUGCGAGCUCACCUUCAACGAGUCGCCGAGCAGCCGCCACUCAAGCUCGACGAAUCCUCCGAGAAGACUGGCUUCUUGCAGGUGUUUGGUCUGACGACUCGCUCGCACAAGGAGGAGCUGCUGGAGCAGAAGAGGCGGAAGAGGAGGAGGAUGCUGAGGGAACGAAGCCCCUCCCCUCCGGCCGUGAAGAACAAGCGGCAGACCCCUCCUCCUCCUCCUCUCAGCACGCGCUACACCGCCGACCAGAUGAACUGCAGCGCGGAGCUCGAGGAGAAGAAGAGAUUCCUCACCAUAUUCAGCCUAUCGCAUGUUAACACCCAUCAGAGAAAAGUGGACCAGACAACAUUACACCCGCUCUCAGACUCUGAGAUCUCGCCCAGCGCCAGAGCAGGCACUCCCUCCCUUCCCGACGUUAAGAAAGCCAUGGACACAAGCAAGCCAGAGCACCUCCAACAGUCCGAAGUGCCCAGACCAAAGGAAGCGGCAGCAGCAGCAGUACCUACCUUUCCUGACGGGGAUAAGGCCAGACCGGGCGAGGGCCACGCUGUGAAGAAGAACACCAGCCUUUUGAACAGCAUCCGGGCCCAGAAUACACCCAAGGAGGGCCCCCACAGCCAGAACGGCAGGAGCAAGCCCUGGGAGAGCUUCACAGCAGAAGAGUUUGCCCACCAGUUCCACGAGUCAGUGCUGCAGUCCACACAGAAGGCCCUGCAGAAACACAAAGGAUCUGCAGCAGGGCAGAUAUCAGAGCCAAAUCACAAGCUGGAAUCUUUGGUCCAUUACAACAUUCCUGAGCUGCAGUCUUCUGUCAGGGCACCCCAUCCGCAGCACAACGGACAGCACGACACCAUUGCGGCACGGAAAGAGUUAACCGUGGUGCGGGAGGAAGAGUCUGAGGAGGAAGAGGAUACCGAGGAGGAGGAGGAGGAGGAGGAGGAGGAGGAGGAGGAUGAUGAUGAUGAUGAAGCUCCUCGACCAAAAUGGCAGGGAAUCGAAGCCAUCUUCGAGGCUUACCAGGAAUACAUUGAUGAGCACAGUAUCGAGCGGCAGGUGCUGCAGUCCCAGUGCAGGAGGCUGGAGGCUCAUCACUACAAUCUGAGUCUAACUGCAGAGCAGCUCUCACACAGCAUGGGGGAGCUCAUGUCCCAGAAACAAAAGCUGGCCUCUGAAAGGGAGAAGCUUCAGGCUGAACUGGACCACUUACGAAAGUGCCUUGCACAACCUCAGAUGCACUGGUCAAGGGGAUACUUCAAGGGGUACCCCCCCAGGUGACAUCCCUCCUACCCCGGGACCCCAGAGUAGCAAAAGAGAGUCUAUUUUAUUACCUGGAUUAUUUAAAGAAAAUUUCCACAGAGAAGGACUGAAGCUACAACAACCUGUGAAUGUGCCAUGCAUGUGAAAGACACUCCACAACUACAUAUUAACCAGCAGAUCUAAACACACUUUUAGUAACAGGGAAUACUAGAGUUAAAAAAAGUCUCUCCGUGAAACCACCUUCUCAGAUUGCUUGCAUCCAAAUGUAUCAACGCCCUCUCUGUGUCACGUGACUUUGAGCCAGCACCCUAUUGGAUACAAGUAUGUCCUCCUUUUUUAGGUUGCCAUAGUAUCCCAGUAGAAAGAGACCUAGAUUUGUUUGUUUCUGGAGGAUUAAAACUUGGAACAAUGCAACAGAGUAACGGAAACGGAUCUACUUGCAAACACUUCGACAGCCACCCCUAACUUCUGUCUGGUAAAUUAAUAUAAUACUAGAAUACUUGAGACUUUCAUCUUCUCCAAAUGGGCUUUCCACUGGAAAUGCACUUAAGAAACAAGUGAAGAAUAAUCUUGAUUUACUGUGUUACAAACACACCCUUUUCAGUUUAAGAAAGAAUAAAUGCGCAUUUUGGAAAGAUUUAAAAAAAAAAAAAAAAAAAAAAAUUGUCAAGACAGGCAAUGUUUUAUUACAAAAUAGAAAUGUUGGAAAAAAAAGAAAAAAUAGGUGCUUCAGCCUUGUAAUGUACAUAAUAUUAAAAUAAUUUUGUAUGUUUUUAUUACUUUAAUUAUUGAUAUUAAAAAAAAAUAAAUAAAUAAAUAAAAAGCCUGCCAUUUUGAAUAUGUUAGCUUUUUGGCAACAACAACAAAAAAAAAUGCUUUUAGUGUUUAUACUGCUGCUGGUCAGGAUAAAAAAUUGUGACGUGUUUUAAAAAGAAAACAAAAUAAACAAAAUCUUUUUCUCUGGUGCAUCUCAUGGUGCUCUCUCACCUCUGUCUGUGUUGCACCAGUCAAAGAUUAUUGUUAAAGACAUGCAUUACGGCCUUCCUUUCUUCCUCUCGCGAUUUAAUACAUUUGAAGGAGUAAACAAAACAAGCCCCUUGUAUGAUUCAACAAAUCCAGAAGAGCUGACAUCUCUACAAAUACCUUGCUUCCACAAAACCAUGCAAAGUAAGAGAAUGUUAGGAUAAAGUCUGUUCCCACCUAAACCAAAGUGCUAGAGCAACAACUUUGCUAUCUGGUGCUGUGUUGUCGUACCAGCACUGCAGCAGCAUAAAUAACUCUUUCAACAUCCCAGACCUGUAUACGUAUCUUUGUACUCAAAACAGCAACUAUUUAAUAAAUUAACCUAAUGAUUAUCUUUCUGUCCAGCUAGUGCUGAAAGAGAGAAUUCAUGUACUGAUGAAAUGAUCACUUCCAUUGAAAACAGAGCAUCUUAAACCCUUCAUCAUGUGGAAACCAGACUUCACUAAACCCCCCCAGCAUCCGAACUGAAAAGGGCAAGGUUUUUUUUUUUUUUUUUUUGUGUCUUUUUUUAAAUUGUUUUAAACUGCUGCCUGUAUACCAAAAUGUUUCAAAUGCAUGUUCUGGUUAAACAGUGGUGGUUUCGGGUAACCGGGUCAGUUCAGGGGUCGUCUGCUUAUGCCGGGCAGUAUUCAUUGUAAAAGCUGAUAUUUAUUAGGCAUGCUGCCUGCUGCAUGGACAGCUUGGUGACAUUACAGGCAUUUAAUAUUCCAUUGUUGAGAAGGGCCCAGCCUACACACUCUGGUUAGGACUGCUGUGUAGGAACCAGGUGCCUGUUUAUGUUUGCUAAUAUAUUUUAUGUCAAAUGUUUCUAUGAAACCACAGUAAACAAAUCCCCACCUGAUUUGCACAUUUUAUAACAAAAAGCUUAUCAGUUCCAAAAGAUGCAAUCAAUUUCUAGCAUUUUUUAAAUCUGUGUUGAAUAAUAUUUCCACAGCACUUGGAAACAGUGGAUUAUUUGUAGACGCUUCACUGCAAUUCUUUUUAGAAGCCAUCAGAAGCAAUAUCGCACACACACAGUAUGAAUUUUACUCUUAAAUUAGCACUCCUUCCUUUGUGUGGUGCCAUUAUUGGUUAAAAUCAUUCUGGGCAGUUCAAGAAUGUUGUGAGACUGCCCUUAAGCUGUCAGUAUAGGUCAUGUCUAAACAAAGGUUUAGAUCUCCCACAUACUGGAAGCAUGGAUGUGUCUGUGGUUGCAAGGUCAUUUAAUAAAAAUAAAAUAACAAAUUUUAAAAAAGCAAUCAAUAUCCAUCCAACCCUUUUAUUGAUAUUUAAUUUGUGACUUUUCAGACAUUUGAGUCGUGCCCCAUGACCUAUCAGUCUCCAUUUGGGUGCCAAAACCACCAACAUAUUGUGUUAUGUGAUGGAUAUAAAUAUAUCUAUACUGUAACACAAUAGAGCGAUCGUUAGUGGUAAAUGUCUGGGUAAACUCAUCCCCUUGCACUUCUCAAAACUGGCAGCUAAAAAAUAUAAAUCUUGUACGAUCUUAAUUUUACAGCUUUAGACAUAAACAAGAUAAAGUAUUUUUCAGAAUGAUAAUAGUCCUCUAUGAUCAGAGCACAAGUGCAGCUGAUACCUACUUAGAACACCACCAUAGGAGUGCUUGUGUU